Molecule: messenger RNA, 2108 nt
Organism: Lingula anatina
Lineage: Eukaryota; Metazoa; Brachiopoda; Lingulata; Lingulida; Lingulidae
Product: pleiotropic regulator 1-like
Biological process (GO): mRNA splicing, via spliceosome
Cellular component (GO): Prp19 complex; precatalytic spliceosome; catalytic step 2 spliceosome
Molecular function (GO): protein binding
Source: RefSeq, a predicted model, not a curated record
UUGCAAACUUAGUGAAUUAUACCCAGUAGUCCGCUUGCCCGAUACUUUUACGAGGACAUCAAGGAUCCUUAAAAACCAAAGAUAUGGAGGAGGUACAGAAGCAUUCAGUGCAUACACUUGUCUUUCGCUCAUUGAAAAGGACACAUGAUAUGUUUUUGUCAGAUCAUGCACAUAUACCUUUACAAGAUGAUAAGGGCGAAAAGUUAAGGAUGGCAUGCAAGCUGAAUGAUGAGUAUGGUAAUGUAAAGCACCUAGCAACUGAGAAGAAGAGUCGAGCAGAUGAUGAUGUAGUAGGACCUUACAACAGCCAGGCUAUAAUAUCUAUUGACUACCAGCAUGGACAAGCUAUGGGAACUCAUAACUAUCCUUCUGGACCAGGUGUCCAUUUGACUGAGAACACAGCAAUGCAGUCUCAUCCGUCACAGAAAGCUUUGCCUUCAUCCAUGUAUGGUCAAGAAGACAAUGUGUCAGCAGGCGUACAUGAGAUACAGCAGCAUGCAGGGAUGCAGGAGAGAUAUGCACCUCCUUCCAAGGCACUGGUAGCAGUAUCUGGGCAAGGAAAGAAUGAUAAAAUGUUGGUACCAACAAAAGCUCCCACAAUGCCAAAGCCAACUUGGCAUCCACCAUGGAAAUUGUAUAGGGUAAUCAGCGGUCAUCAUGGCUGGGUACGCAGUAUUGCUGUGGAGCCGGGAAAUGAGUGGUUUGCCACAGGAUCAGCAGAUAGAAUGAUCAAAAUCUGGGACCUGGCCAGUGGAACUCUCAAACUGUCCCUCACUGGACACAUCAGCACUGUCCGGGGGAUAGUGGUCAGUCCACGACAGCCAUAUUUGUUUUCUUGUGCAGAGGACAAGCAGGUCAAGUGCUGGGAUUUAGAAUACAACAAAGUGAUUCGCCAUUACCAUGGUCAUUUGAGUGCAGUUCAUGCUAUUGACCUCCAUCCUACCAUUGAUAUACUGUGUACCUGUGGGAGGGAUGCCACAGUUAGGGUUUGGGACAUGAGAACAAAAGCCUGUAUAUACACACUGACUGGUCACACCAACACAGUAGCAGACGUCAAGUGUCAGUCCGCAGAACCACAGGUGAUAUCCUGCAGUCAUGAUAGCACAAUUAGGUUAUGGGAUCUGGCUGCUGGGAAAUCAAAAGCUACAUUAACCAACCAUAAAAAGAGUGUCAGAGCUUUAGCACUUCAUCCAGUACAGUAUACCUUUGCUUCAGCAUCACCAGAUAACCUGAAGCAAUGGAAGUUUCCUGAUGGCAACUUUAUCCAGAAUAUGUCAGGUCAUAAUGCUAUCAUCAACAGUCUGGCAGCUAACUCAGAUAAUGUACUAGUCUCUGGAGGGGACAAUGGUACUAUGUAUUUCUGGGACUGGAGAUCAGGCUACAACUUUCAGCGUAUGCAGGCCAUGGCACAGCCAGGUUCUAUAGACUCUGAGGCGGGGAUAUUUGCCCUGCAGUUUGAUAACAGUGGAACCAGACUCAUCUCUGCGGAGGCUGAUAAAACCAUAAAGAUUUAUAAGGAAGAUGAUACUGCAACUGAAGAAACCCAUCCAAUAAAUUGGAAACCAGACAUUUUAAGGAAAAAGAGAUACUAAAACUUGCCAUGAGAAUUAUUAGAAAAAGAAAUAUGAAAGUGUAACACGGUGUUCAAGCAUUAACAUUCCUGGAAAAUUUCUAAAUGAGUGGGGACAGAUUCUUAACCCAAAGAUUACAAUGUGAAAAAAUUCAGAAUAUGUGUACUUGACUGUUAUAUGAGAACAAACACAGUAUGUGGAGUGAGGAUUUUAAGGUCUUUUAUAUACCAUGGAUCCAAAAUUAAUAUUUAUCACUAAUAUACGUCUAUUGUACAGCCUUACUCUAAUAUUGAGACUUUGAAGUUGUUAUUUGUAUGAUUUUGGAAAGAAAAUGGGAAGAUAUAAUUUGCAAGUACAUUCUGUCCUUCUACAUUAUAUGUUUAAAAGCUGUAAAUAAUGACUUAUUUUUAGAUUUUUUGCUUGACUAGCUCCACCAAGAGUUUUUAAAAACAAGCAAACUGACUUAUAUUUCUUAAAUCUAGCUUGUGAAACUUCACAGCUGAAGAUUUGAAAUAAACUAUGGCAUAUGUUUGUAAA